Messenger RNA from Porites lobata, 4897 nucleotides. NCBI's taxonomy places the organism in Eukaryota, Metazoa, Cnidaria, Anthozoa, Scleractinia, Poritidae. The record is from the annotation of a GenBank genome assembly.
CAGCGGACAACAUCAGGCAAAUGGUGCAGUAUUCCAUUUAAAUACAAGCAUGUGACCUACAAGUCUUGCACUACUGCUGAUUGGCACAGACCAUGGUGCUCCUUGGAUCCUGUGUAUAAGGGAAGAUGGGGCAACUGCCGUGAGUUUUAAAUUGACUUAGCUAAAGCAUCUUUAGUGUGUAUUUCAAAGUUACAUUUUUUAUCACUAUACCAAGAGCAUUGUCUUUUCUUUGAUAACGUUACCAGUCACCACAACUGUUUGCCCUCAGAAGACAACAUCAGGCAAAUGUUGCACUAUUCCAUUUAAAUACAAGGCAGUGACCUACAAUUCUUGUACUUAUGCUGAUUACAACAGACCUUGGUGGUCCUUGGAUCCUGUGUACAAAGGGCGUUGGCGAAUCUGCCGUCAGUAUAAAUUGACUUAGCUAAAGCAUCUUUAAUGAUAUUAUCAGUACAUAAAGACGGCUAUUUUCUCUCCCCAUCAGUUUGCUUUGCAAAGACAACAUCAGGCAAAUGUUGCAGUAUUCCAUUUAAAUACAAGCAUGUGACCUACAACUCUUGCACUACUGCUGAUUGGCACAGACCAUGGUGCUCCUUGGAUCCUGUGUAUAAGGGAAGAUGGGGCAACUGCCGUGAGUUUUAAAUUGACAUAGCUAAAGCAUCUUUAGUGUGUAUUUCAAAGUUACAUUUUUUUAUCAUUAUACCAAGAGCAUUCUGUCUUUUCUUUGAUAACGUUACCAGUCACCACAACUGUUUGCCCUCAGAAGACAACAUCAGGCAAAUGUUGCACUAUUCCAUUUAAAUACAAGCACGUGACCUACAACUCUUGCACUACUGCUGAUUGGCACAGACCUUGGUGCUCCUUGGAUCCUGUGUACAAAGGACGUUGGGGAAACUGCCGUGAGUUUUAGAUUGGCACUAUUAACGCAUUCUUUAGUGUCUAUUCAUUAAUGUGAUGUUAUCAUUAUAUAUCAAGACCUUAAAAUCAACCAUUAAUUAAGUAGAAAUAACAUUGUGAACGGUUUGAACCCAAGAGUCAUUUCAUAAAUUAAGUGGAAUAAGAUCGUCCAGGUCAGUGUAGUCCUGGAUAGGACUGUUGUUGACAGUGACUGACGUUUCGACAACUUGUACGAUAGUCAUCUUCAGAGUCAAAGUGAGUUGUAUCACGUCAACUGAUGGUAUUACACUCUGGUUAAUGACCCGAUUGGUCAAUUACUUCGCGAUGUUAUUGGUCGUCUGUCAGUUAAGUCAUGAUGUUAUUUAACAAAUUAAUGAAUGAGGCUGAAUUAUGGAGAUCGCGGAGGGUGUUACAGCCUCGACGGAUAACACCCUCCGAGAUCUCCAUAAAUCUUCAUAUGAUACGAAAGCCGAAUUCAAUAAUUGUUUUAUUAUUUAUUCAAAAUAAUUCCUAGUUUAAAGGCAUGGCUAAACAUGCUUACCUCCAUCGAUCCAUCGAAGUUAAGUUCAUCUUCGACAGUGCACGUUUAGCGUUGUUCAGCUCCGCAAAUAUUCUCCAAAUAGCAGAUGUCGCCCUUCGAGUCGUCUUCUGCUCUUUUUGCCAUGUUAUUAGCUAUUUUUUUCGCCUAGUUCUUACUCUUGAAACGAGUGAAAUGUCCACCAUUUUUCAAGUUCACAACCAAAACAACUCAACCUCGUCCCCAGGUCUUCUCGGUUAACGGUGAAUUAAUCUAUAGAAGGCUGCAUUUUUGACGUCAUUUCCUCGUUAAACACAAAAUUCUUCCAAAUUUGGUCAUCAGUAACUGGUUAUGGUGAAUUAUGCGUGUGCUUUUAGCCAAUCAGAAUUGGGGAAAUAUUUUGAAUGAAUACUAAUGGCUAUUUAACAAUUAUUCCUCGAGCCCGAAUGGGCUCUAAGUCAAUAGCCCAUCAGGGCGAGAGGAACAAUUGCUUUAGUAAAAUCCAACUAGUUGGUCAAAAAUAUGGAGGCAAAACAACUUUAGCCAGCAAAACGCCGCCAUUGUUUUGGUUUUCAAAGCCGGCGCUUUUCGCUACAAGUGGGCUGUAACAUAUAGCUAAGUAGUAGCUCGACCAAUCAGAACGCAGCAUUGAUAUAAUAGACCACUAGUUGGAUUUUACUAAAAGGCUUUAGAUGUCAUUGGUGCUUUUCUAUCCGCACUUUGUCAUCGUUUUCAGUUUGCUUGAGUCCGUCAAUAAAUUAUUUGUACGGUGCCGGUAACCGUUGACUAAGAUUCAGUGGCGUUUGUUCUAAGUACGUAAACCAGCUUUCUAAAGUGAGUCGUUGAUAGUAGUCUGUAGCAUACGUAAUACAUGUUGUAGAGUCCCAAUUGAUUUCAUUUUUCGUCUGUAAGUGGUGCUCAGCAAUGUAAUUAAUUGUUGUCAUCACCAUUUCUUGUAGCUCGUUUGCGUUAUAUCUGGUUCUUUCGGCUCUUGUAGAUUUGCUCAGCUCUUUUGCUAGAAAAAAAAAUUGCUAUCAGGCUAAUGUUCACAAUAGCUGACAGCCAUGACAGGCCUUAUAAGAUCUCUUUACCGCUCUUAUCGAUGCCAUGCCACCAAAAUUUGCUUGUUUCAUUGCCUCAUUGCUUCAAUCCCAGGGUGACCGUCAUGUGCCAGAUCUAGCACGCGACAACGAAUGAAGUAGCUUUGGUAUCACAAUUUGAGUUCCACGAAGAACAAGCAUAUCAGUCGCACAUAAUUCACUUCGCACAGCCAAUGAAUUCUAUGCCAUGCGAGUUCCUAUUCAAGAGAAAUUCUCGUACACACUUUUCAGCUCUCUGACGCUGUCUCUAAAUUUUUUCAAAUUGUCAGGCCAACAAGUUUCAAUCCUUGAGAGAGCCAGCAUUUUACAUAGUCUUUUGCUUUGGUGUUUGUCUUUCUACGGUGGUAUGUAACACAGAAGGCGUGAUAAGAAAGAUAUGCAAUAUACUUAGAACCUGAAAUGUACUUCACUGUAAACUGGCCAGGGUGCAUUCUGUCAGAAGCCAUCUUUCGAUCCUAGAACAGUUCUUUAAUUUAGGUGUGAAAAAGCACUUUUAGAUUCUUGGGGUCAGUCAUUAGUUCAAACUUAGUAUCGUGCAAAUAGGUAAGAAAUCGUUCGAAGGCUCUUACAAGCACCAAGGCCUCUUUCUCUGAAUUUAAGCCCGCUCCCAAUGUAUAGCUCUUCAUUGCUUAGUUACUGGUAGAGCACUGCAACACUAAUGGAAGGCCAUGGGUUCGAAUCCCGUUGAAGCCCCGAAAUUGUUUUGGGUAAACUGGCACUCGCUUAAAUUGCUAUUAGAACUGGGACGAUCAAAUCUUCAUUUAAAUUUGUAUUUCCGCAGUUCACAUCAUCUUCAUUGUAUAAAUUUGUGAUCUCGACAACCGCCAUCUGUACCUUCCGCAUAACACUUUUAUAGUAUCAUUCCAUCAAUGAAUGAUUUUAUCUUCACUUUACAACAAACCGAAAGUCUGUAAAAUCCUGUAGUUUCUUCUGUAUCCUGCUUGCUGGCACCCUUUGAGGGGUCAUACUUAUCGGUAGUUGAAACAAAAUGAAAUUAAUAUCGCAUCACAACUUUUUUUUUGUAGGUUGACUUUGGUGUCAUUUAAAUUACUAACCACACCAGUGAGUAUAAACGUCCUUUUAGUACUGGUAAAUUUCAGUUAUAAACUAACUCCAGUUCAUAAUCCUUGACCUGAUGUUUAGUUGUUCUUCAUUUUCAUCUACAUCUAGAGCCCGGAAUUUAAUUUUUCUCUUUAGGCAUGUACCAUUCACACGUUCUAGCCCACCUUGUCUAACUCUACUCAUGAAGCACGUGGUCUCUCUUCAGUACUCAUCGACUGGAGAGGCAGAUUUUUCUCACUUUCUUUAUCUCUAGAUUCCAAAUAAAUAUUUGGUUAAUUCAGUUUCAAUUCAUGUAAAUAACGCUAAACCCGAUUAAAAAGCUCCGAAAUCAAGACAAAUCCAGCUGAAGUAAUUAUCGAAAGUGAACUAUCACCACUAUAAACUUACCGCAUUUUCCUCACUUGCUUUAGAUUCUGCCUGAAGUUUCACAUCUGAAUGAAGUUUGGUUAAUUUGAAGACACUACCAUAAUAUGUAUUUUUGAAGAGUUGAUUGAAACCAUGUUUCACGUGUUGAUCCGAAAGACCAUAAAUGCUGUUUGGAAAUCCACGGUUAAUUUCCUUAGGAAAAGCGUUAAGACCACAGAUAUUACUAUUUUAAAAAAGGAUAAACACCUAGUGUAGACAACUGUAGUUGAAAAGGUCUGAAUUUAAUUUUUUAGUUCGAUUUUUUGAUAUUCUGAAAAGCGCGUAAUUUCACGUUUGAAUCCAGUACAAUGAAAUUUGAAUCUUUAGGUCGAGACGGUUUUUGUUUGCUUGCAUUCAUUAAAAAGAAUAUUUUCAAAAACUAACCCAAUUUCAUUUUAUUAAACACCUUACUAGGCUUACUGAACAAACAAAAAAAAGGAAGGCUAUUAUUGACGGUGACCGCGAUUUUUCCUAUUUUAAUUUCUUUGAUUUUUACAAACAUUCACUAUUUAUUUGUUGAAUGUUUUAAUUUUAUUUCUUUUUUUACCUUCACAGGUUCGGAAGCUGGUGGUCCACAGUUUUCAGAAGUAUGUACCGGAACAGGACUUUACAAUAAGGGAUCAAUUUAUUUUUGCUUUCAUAUGGUGUUGGGGACUAAGAGAAGUCUAUGAGACCGGGUUGGUCAAGGAUACAUUUCUCACUACUAAAAAAUCAUCACUGAAAAAAGCUAAAUAGGCGACCGGUAGCUCUUAAUUUGUCAAACCGAAGGAAUUUGGAGUAGAAAUUGAUUGCACUCUAACGAAUGAAAGCGCUCGAAGCGUUAUUUUCAAGUAACAGCUGUUAACAUUAAACGUUUGCCUAUUAACUUAAUCAACCAGUAUCACAGUUUUAUCAAUAAAGAUAUGAAUUAUAUUAG